Molecule: messenger RNA, 2421 nt
Organism: Lachancea dasiensis
Lineage: Eukaryota; Fungi; Ascomycota; Saccharomycetes; Saccharomycetales; Saccharomycetaceae
Source: the annotation of a GenBank genome assembly
AUGAGUUCUGUGGAUGAAUUAGCGGUCCUUUUCGGACAGGUGGGCUUCGAAGAGCCCAAAGUGAAGGAGAUCGUGAAGAACAAGAAGGUUUCAGCUUCGUUGAAAUGCCUUGUCCAGGAUGCGCCAGAAGGCCAGCAGUGGGACAAAUCCAAGAGAACUCUCGUACACAACCUUGCUCAGUUAAUCAAAGGUGGCGAGCUAGCCAAUCAGAGACUAAUUGUGGAGGAAAUUUUGAACGGGGAUCUCAAGACCCCAUUACAAGUCGAGGCGGGUUAUAAGUACUUGAAUCAGGCGCAGGAAGGGGCAACUCUCGAGGAGCUGAAAGAGCAAUCAGGCGUUGGAAUUGUAGUCACAGAAGCUCAAGUCAGAGAACGUGUGAUCCAGUUUAUCACUGAAAACAAGGAGAAAAUCGUUGUAGAGAGAUAUAAACUGGUUCCGGGAAUUCUGGCUAAUGUCAAAGGUUUGCCGGAGCUCAAAUGGGCAGAGCCUCGCCUUUUUAAACCAAUUAUUGAUGAAGAAAUUUUGAAAGUGUUGGGUCCCAAGGAUGAAAGAGAUGUGGUCAAAAAGGAAAAGAAAAAGAAGGCCAAAGAAGGAGCAAAUGGCGCAACCACUGCCUCUGCAACGUCUGAAGGCGAGAACAAUUCCAAGAGAACCAUGUUUACGGAAGGGUUCCUCGGGGAUCUUCACAAGGUAGGUGAAAAUCCUCAAGCUUAUCCAGAACUCAUGCCCGAACACAUCAAAGCUACGGGUGGGAAGGUGCGCACCAGAUUUCCUCCUGAACCUAAUGGUUACUUACACAUUGGACAUUCCAAAGCGAUCAUGGUUAACUUUGGGUUUGCCAAACAUCAUGGUGGAGUUUGCUACCUAAGAUUCGACGACACCAAUCCUGAAGCAGAGGCCCCUGAGUAUUUUGAGUCCAUUAAAAACAUGGUAUCAUGGCUGGGCUUCAAGCCUUGGAAGAUAACGUACUCAUCUGAUUACUUCGAUCAACUAUAUCAACUAGCCGAGACUUUGAUCAAAAAUGGCAGAGCCUACGUCUGUCAUUCCACCCCCGAAGAAAUCAGACGUGGCCGUGGUAUUCGGGAGGACGGUACCCCUGGCGGGGAAAGAUUCGGUUGUAAAUACCGGGAAAGAUCUGUUGAGGAGAAUUUGCUUGAGUUCAGAAAAAUGAAAGACGGAGUUUAUAAACCUGGCGAGGCUACUUUGAGAAUGAAACAGGACAUGUCUUCCCCUUCGCCACAGAUGUGGGAUCUAAUCGCGUACAGAGUUUUGGAUGCACCUCAUCCAAGAACCGGCGACAAAUGGAAAAUAUAUCCGACGUAUGAUUUCACACACUGUUUGGUGGAUUCCUUUGAAAAUAUCACCCACUCUCUUUGCACAACAGAAUUCUAUUUAUCAAGAGAAAGCUACGAGUGGUUGUGUGACCAGGUUCAUGUCUUCAGACCUGCUCAAAGAGAAUAUGGUAGACUAAACAUCACCGGAACCGUGUUAUCUAAAAGAAAGAUUGCCAAACUAGUUAACGAACACUUCGUGAGAGGUUGGGAUGAUCCACGUUUGUUCACCUUAGAAGCCAUUCGCAGACGUGGUGUCCCACCCGGAGCAAUUCUUUCGUUCAUCAAUACGCUAGGUGUGACGACAAGCACUACCAAUAUUCAAGUUGUUCGUUUCGAGUCCGCCAUCAGAAAAUAUUUGGAGGAUAACACCGCGAGAUUGAUGAUGGUCUUGGAUCCCAUUGAAGUGAUCGUGGACAAUCUACCUGAAGACUAUGAAGAGCUAGUGACGAUUCCAUAUAGACCUGGUACUCCGGGUUUUGGGGAAAGAACAGUCCCCUUCACCAAUAAAUUUUACAUCGAAAGAUCUGAUUUCUCUGAGGCUGUGGAUGACAAGGAAUUUUUCCGGUUGACACCAGAGCAAUCUGUGGGGCUCAUUAAAGUACCCUACACCGUUUCCUUCAAGUCUUUCGAAAAGGACGCUGAGGGCAAUAUCCUGAGAGUUCAUGUCAAAUACGACAAUGAAAACGCCAAACCCAAAAAACCCAAAACUUACAUCCAAUGGGUACCAGUCUCCCGCAAUUACUCUUCGCCUGUGCGCAUCACUGAAACCAGAGUUUACAAUCAAUUGUUCAAGUCGGAAAAUCCAUCUUCUCACCCAGAAGGAUAUUUGCACGACAUUAAUCCCGACAGCGAAGUUGUUUUCGAAAGGUCAGUAGUGGAGCACAACUUUAAUUAUGUUAUGCAAAGGUCUCCUUGGGUUGUAGACAGUACCAAACAAUCGGAAUUUUACGUCGAAGAGGAACAAGGGCGCAAGGAAGUUUGCAGAUUCCAAGCCAUGAGAGUUGGGUACUUUACCCUUGAUAAAGACACUGAGCAAGACAAGAUUGUUUUGAAUAGAAUUGUCAGCUUGAAAGAUAGCAGCAAAUAA